AUGCAUAAAAAAAAAAAAGACCUUUUUGGAAGUCUGGUUGCUGCAAGCGUCCGAGUGUGUGAGUAUGUGUAUGUGAACGAGACAGUCUGGGAUGUUGGGGGAGGGCUCGUGGGGCCUGAGCCUGACUGUGCAAGGUGGAGCAAUGACCAACACCAACUUUGCUAUGCUUGUGACUCUUGCAAGGCUGGGGUUCUAGCCAGCAUCAAGAAGAGCUGGAGAAAGGUCUCGGUUAUUAACAUCGUUGUCUUGAUCAUUCUCGUAAUCUCUUACGCUGUUGGCUAUGCAGCCUUUCGAAAUAAUCGACGCAUGGAUAAUGACGAACCUGCUAGUUCUGCUCGCAUGACCAAAUACAAACCACGUUGGUUUAACAUUUGA
Messenger RNA from Cucurbita moschata (crookneck pumpkin), 375 nucleotides. RefSeq names its product tetraspanin-3-like. Gene Ontology annotation, biological process: auxin-activated signaling pathway. Lineage: Eukaryota; Viridiplantae; Streptophyta; Magnoliopsida; Cucurbitales; Cucurbitaceae. The record is from RefSeq and is a predicted model, not a curated record. Gene Ontology annotation, cellular component: plasmodesma; plasma membrane. The transcript has a single exon. The coding region runs from base 1 to 375 and encodes 124 amino acids.